Homo sapiens (human) is the source of this 1379-nucleotide messenger RNA. It is a transcript of the gene STARD6, whose product is annotated as StAR related lipid transfer domain containing 6. The coding region runs from base 484 to 1179 and encodes 231 amino acids. Gene Ontology annotation, molecular function: lipid binding. The transcript is spliced from 9 exons. NCBI's taxonomy places the organism in Eukaryota, Metazoa, Chordata, Mammalia, Primates, Hominidae. The record is from RefSeq and is marked validated.
GGAGAUGAGGGAGCGGCCGGAGAAGAGAGGAUGCUGUUGAGCGUUAGGUCGCGACCCCUGCUGGAAGGUGCUGUUUCUCCCUCCUUUCUGGGGCUGGGAAUGGGGGGAUGUGGGCUGCAUCCAAGUCGCUGCCCCCCACGCCCUUCCAACCUCCGUCACAGCUAUUCUCGGCCAGUUUGCGCGGGGACUUGCUGAUCUCCCUUCAGCCGGCCCCGGGGUCUGCGGGAGGGGACUGGGUGGGGAGGGAGACUUAAGGGCGCUGGCGGCUGUCGUUCCGGUCGCUGAGAGUCUGCCCCACAGCUCCAGUUUUUCCAAGUUAAGAGAUAUGGAGAUUUCCACAAGGAUUUGGAGAGGAGCCCCAGUAGUUACUAAAAUUCUGCAUUAGAUCUGUCAGGAAAGCUUCCCCUAACUGAAAGCUGGAUGAUGACCCGAAGGACCAGUGAGACUGCAGCUUCCGGAACUCAUUCACAGCAGUAAUAAUAGAUGGACUUCAAGGCAAUUGCCCAACAAACUGCCCAAGAAGUUUUAGGUUAUAAUCGAGAUACAUCAGGCUGGAAAGUGGUUAAAACUUCACUAAUUAUUUGUGGAUUUUUAUUCCCCUUUGAGAAAAAGAUAACUGUUUCCAGUAAGGCUUCUAGAAAAUUCCAUGGAAAUCUAUAUCGUGUUGAAGGGAUAAUUCCAGAAUCACCAGCUAAACUAUCUGAUUUCCUCUACCAAACUGGAGACAGAAUUACAUGGGAUAAAUCAUUGCAAGUGUAUAAUAUGGUACACAGGAUUGAUUCGGACACAUUCAUAUGUCAUACCAUUACACAAAGUUUUGCCGUGGGCUCCAUUUCCCCUCGAGACUUUAUCGACUUAGUGUACAUCAAGCGCUACGAAGGAAAUAUGAACAUUAUCAGUUCUAAAAGUGUGGAUUUUCCAGAAUAUCCUCCAUCUUCAAAUUAUAUCCGCGGUUAUAACCAUCCUUGUGGCUUUGUAUGUUCACCAAUGGAAGAAAACCCAGCAUAUUCCAAACUAGUGAUGUUUGUCCAGACAGAAAUGAGAGGAAAAUUGUCCCCAUCAAUAAUUGAAAAAACCAUGCCUUCCAACUUAGUAAACUUCAUCCUCAAUGCAAAAGAUGGAAUAAAGGCACACAGAACUCCAUCAAGACGUGGAUUUCAUCAUAAUAGUCAUUCAUGAUACCAAAAGAAGAAAUGAGGCCGUUCUGCUAUAAAAUCAUGUGUAGUAGUUAUUGCUGUUUACUUCUAAGUCAACGCACAUAAAUAAUACUGUUAAACUAUUCUAGACAGUAUUCUUGUACACAUGGCUGAAGAUAGUUCAUAAAAAUAAGAACUCAUAGUUGUACAAGAAUAUGGCAUUAAAUACCGUUUUUAAUCUCA